AUAUGCGUACACGACCAAAGGUCUUUGCUAAUCAACGAAAGACAGCGUACUGUUUUACAUUUUAUUUUUAUUUGGCCUUCGACGCUGCUACACACUACAACCAUCACAUUAAGAAGUUUUCAAAUUACAAAACACGAUGAUCUUUUCCAGCAUACGAACGACGUACGGUACUGCAACGCCAACUGGAGCAAGACUGUGAUCAAGAAGUCGCAGUUGCUGAAAAAUAACAGCUACAAAUAAAAUAGUGUCAAUAAAGCUCGAAAUAGUAAUACAAAUUUCUAAACUAGAAAGCUUUGCGAAACUAGACUAUAAGGCGCAAAGUUUUUAUUAGCCCCCAUGGGGGCUCGCGUACUUCUCGAUACCAGCGUAACAUAUGAAAUAAAGACAGAUUUUGAUUUUUUAAAUGAGGAGUGCUCCUUUGAAAGUAGUUGUGUUGACCUAAAAGACAUGAACACAAUAGUCAUAUCAAUUUACAGAAUUCCGGGAAGUGCAGUAACCGCAACUUUCUUGUCCAAACUACAGUAUCUUCUUACUAAACUUAAGAAAGAAAGUAGGAAAAAUAUCAUCACACCAGCUGAUUUUAAUGUAAAUAUGGCAGAUUUGUCACAAUCUCUUCUUUUUCUUCGUCUGGUGCCAUAAAAAGUCAGCACUAAGUGAAGCAGCUGUACCUAGCCUUUGGCUUCUCCUCAGGCAGUGUUGAUCAGCUGCAACUGUUGUUGGAAGUUCAGUGCCUGCUGCUGUUGGUGCUGUCGGUGACAUGUUUUCUCAUACAGUGACCAUGUUUGCUUUUUUUUACUGAUACUGUUUCUGCUGGAGGUGGAGCUGCUGCUGUAACUGAUGUUGGUUUUUCCUCAGCUACUGAUGGUUCUUCUGCUUUUGAUGUAGGUAUAAUUGUUAUUGCUGUUUCUCCUGUUGUUGUUGUCAUUGUAAAAAUUAAAAAAUGCCAGGAUAGACAGUCACCUAAAAACUUUGCAAUAAUUAGAAAAAAAAACGGAAGCUAUAUUUUCAUUUACCAAUAACAUUUUGGAAUGCUUUGCAAGAAGACAUUGCCUGUUGGCAUAUUUUGCAACCUGUCUAAGGCUUUUGACUGUGUCAAUCAUAAGAAUUCUUAUACCGUAUUACUUGCAGAUGUUCUGAACUGCUUCUUUAUUACUAGCUCUGUAUCAUUUACCAGUCAUGACUGGACAUUUCACAGUAAAUUCUCUAUCAAUAAACUUCAACAAAAUCAAUUAACUUCAUAUACCGGGUGAUCAAAAAGUCAGUAUAAAUAUGAAAACUGAAUAAAUCACGGAAUAAUGUAGAUAGAGAGGUAUAAAUUGACACACAUGCUUGGAAUGACAUAGGUUUUUAUUAGAACCAAAAAAAUACAAAAGUUCACCAAAUGUCCGACAGAUGGCGCUUCACCUGAUCAGAAUAGAAAUAAUUAGCAUAACAAAGUAAGACAAGGCAAAGAUGAUGUUCUUUACAGGAAAUGCUCAAUAUGUCCACCAUCAUUCCUCAACAAUAGCUGUAGUCGAGGAAUAAUGUUGUGAACAGCACUAUAAAGCAUGUCCGGAGUUGUGGUGCGGCAUUGGCGUCGGAUGUUGUCUUUCAGCAUCCCUAGAGAUGUCGGUCGAUCACGAUACACUUGCGACUUCCGGUAACACCAAAGCCAAUAAUCGCACGGAAUGAGGGCUGGGAACCUAGGAGGCCAAGCAUGACGAAAGUGGUGGCUGAGCACACGAUCAUCACCAAACAAUGCGCGCAAGAGAUCUUUCAUGCGCCAUCUGUCAGACAUUUUGUGAACUUUUUUUUUCCCUAAUAAAACCCCAUGUCAUUCCAAGCAUGUGUGUCAAUUUUUACUUCUCUAUCUACAUUAUUCCAUGGUUUAUUAAGUUUUCAAAUUUAUACUGACUUUUUGAUCACCCUGUACAUUCUGAUCAUAAAAGCUUACAGAAGACAAAUGUUGCACAUGAGAGCAAGCAGAUACAGAAGGUCCAUAUAGAUAUAGCCUUAACUGGGAACAUCACACCCCAAACCUUGAAAAGGCUUUGCUCAGCAACAUUUGCCAUCUGCAAAUCUCCAAAAUCAGAGACAUCAGUGUCUCAAAGUCUGCCAACUUUGGCUACUUCCAUUCAUUUAUGUGUUACAGAAUAAAAAGUCUUUGUUAGUCAGAAAAAGGUUGUCCAAGUUUUGUAUGGAGUGCCUCCAAGAACCUCAUGCCAUAAUCUUUUUAAGCAAAACGGGACACUAACCACUACAUCACAACAUCUCUUUUCAGUCAAGGCACUCAUGCUUCACAAUCUCUCUCAAUAUUAAACAAGUGGAUCAUACCAUAAUCAUAACUCAAGAAGGAAAUGUGAUAUACACUGUGACCAGAGAAAUUUGUCUCUGGUGCAAAAAGGUAUGGAUAAUACCAUCAUCAUAAUUCAAGAAGGAAAUGUGAUAUACACAGUGACCAGAGAAAUUUGUCUCUGGUGCAAAAAGGUGUAGAAUACACAAGCACAAAAGUCUUCAAAGCACUCACAUGUAAUAUUAAGUGUCUACGAUGUAAUAAUAUACUAUUUUAAAGUAAGCUAAAGAUGUUCUUGCUCGAAAAAAGUUUCUGUUCUCUAGAUGAAUUCCUUACCAGAGAUAGAUAAGAUUAUUACUCAUGUAUUUCAAUGCUGCUGCAAUUACAUUAAUUUGUGUU
Schistocerca nitens (vagrant locust) is the source of this 2671-nucleotide messenger RNA. RefSeq lists its product as uncharacterized. The coding region runs from base 337 to 639 and encodes 100 amino acids. Lineage: Eukaryota; Metazoa; Arthropoda; Insecta; Orthoptera; Acrididae. The transcript has 2 exons. The record is from RefSeq and is a predicted model, not a curated record.